Molecule: messenger RNA, 4024 nt
Organism: Ceutorhynchus assimilis (cabbage seed weevil)
Lineage: Eukaryota; Metazoa; Arthropoda; Insecta; Coleoptera; Curculionidae
Source: the annotation of a GenBank genome assembly
ACCCCAGUGCCCGUGUCAAGUGAGGUUAUGUGUUUACGUGUACACCCUAUGUGAGCCCCUUUAAAAUUUAAAUGCAAUUUUCGCAAUGGCUCGCACAAUGGCCAGUGAACGUAAGGGCACCUUCAAAGUAGAAUACCUGCAGCAAAUCGAGCAGGAAGUGCAGCUGCGAUGGAAAAACGAAAAAAUCUUCGAGUUUGAUGCCCCAACAACCCCCAAAAAAUCCAACAAUGAGAAAUACUUGUGCACAUUUCCGUUUCCUUAUAUGAACGGUCGUUUGCAUUUAGGCCAUACGUUUUCUCUAUCAAAAUGCGAAUUCGCUGUACGUUAUCAAAGAUUAAAAGGCAAACAAGCCUUGUUUCCUUUCGGAUUUCAUUGUACUGGAAUGCCUAUUAAGGCUUGUGCAGAUAAAUUAAAACGCGAAAUUGAAUUGUAUGGUAAUCCACCUAAUUUUCCUCAAAAUGAAACUGUUACAGUUGAAAAUGAAGACACUGAUGCAGUGCCAAAAGACAAAAGCAAAGGCAAAAAAAGCAAGGCAGUAGCCAAAGCAGGCACUGCAAAAUAUCAAUGGCAAAUAAUGCAAAGUUUAGGCUUAAGCGACAAAGAAAUCCAACAUUUUGCUGAUGCCAAUCAUUGGCUUGAUUUUUUCCCUCCCUUGGCUGUUCAAGACUUAAACGCUUUCGGUAUUCACGUAGACUGGAGACGCACCUUUAUAACAACAGACAAAAACCCAUUUUUCGAUUCAUUUGUACGUUGGUCCUUUUUAAGAUUAAAAGACCGCAACAAAAUCAAAUUUGGUAAAAGAUACUCAAUUUUUUCACCUAAAGACGGUCAACCUUGUAUGGAUCACGACAGAUCUAGUGGUGAAGGCGCCGGGCCUCAAGAAUACACUCUAAUUAAAAUGCAAGUCCUAGAUCCUGUGUCUCCAGUUUUUGCCUCAAAACCUGUUUAUUUAGUAGCAGCCACUCUUAGGCCUGAAACUAUGUACGGCCAAACCAACUGUUGGCUCCACCCCGACAUAAAAUAUAUCGCUUUUGAAACAAAAAAUUCCGAAAUUUUCAUUUGCACUGCAAGAUCUGCUAGAAAUAUGAGCUAUCAAGGGUUUACUAAAACUGAAGGGCAAGUUGAGGUUUUGCUGGAAAUUACUGGGCAGGCUUUGUUGGGAUGUGCCCUUAAGGCUCCCUUGACGAGCUAUGAAAAAAUUUACGCCCUUCCAAUGUUGACUAUUAAGGAUAAUAAGGGUACUGGGGUGGUUACCAGUGUGCCUUCCGAUUCGCCUGACGAUUAUGCUGCUUUGAUGGAUUUGAAAAAGAAACAGGCAUUCCGUGAAAAAUACUCUAUCGCCGACUUCAUGGUCCUUCCGUACGAUCCAGUACCGAUUUUAAACAUCCCUGAUUUUGGAAACUUGGCUGCAGUCACUUUGUACGACCAACUGAAAAUCCAAAGCCAAAACGACAAAGACAAACUAACACAGGCAAAAGAAAUGGUCUACCUCAAAGGCUUCUAUGAUGGAGUCAUGCUGGUGGGUGACUAUAAAGGCCAAAAAGUCCAAGACAUGAAAAAACUGAUCCAAAAAAGCCUUUGCGACAAUAACGAGGCUGUAGUUUAUUAUGAGCCUGAAAAACUAAUCAUGAGUAGAUCGGGAGAUGAAUGCGUCGUAGCUCUUUGCGACCAAUGGUAUUUAGACUACGGCGAAUCCAACUGGAAAAAGCAAGUCUUCAAGGCCAUGGACAACGUUAACAUGUUUCACGAAGAAGUGCGCAAAAACUUCAUUAGCUGCGUUAAUUGGUUGCACGAGUACGCAUGCUCAAGGACUUACGGUUUAGGCACAAAACUUCCUUGGGACCAGAAAUGGCUCAUCGAAUCUUUGUCGGACUCUACAAUUUACAACGCCUACUACACUGUAGCUCAUUUACUUCAAGGGGGGACCUUUAAAGGCGAUAAACCUAACAAGUUGGGCAUCAAACCAGAACAACUCACUCCAGAAGUUUGGGAUUACAUAUUUUUCUCUGAACAGAAAUAUCCGGCAAAUUGUGGUAUUAAAAAAGAGGCCUUGGAUUUGAUGAGGCAAGAGUUUGAGUUUUGGUAUCCGGUCGAUGUGAGAUGUUCAGGCAAAGACUUAAUUCAAAACCAUUUGAUGUAUUUUUUGUAUAAUCAUUGCGCCAUUUGGCCUGAGGACGAAUCGAAAUGGCCUUUGGGGAUUCGCGCCAAUGGGCAUUUGCUCCUAAAUUCGGCCAAAAUGAGCAAAAGCGAUGGUAAUUUUUUGACUUUGGAUGAAGCCUUGAAGAAGUUUAGUGCUGACGGAAUGAGGCUUUGCUUGGCUGACGCUGGCGACUCGAUUGAGGAUGCGAACUUUGUCGAAGCUACUGCCGAUGCUGGGAUUUUGAGGCUUUAUACUUUUAUGGAGUGGGUCAAGGAGAUUUUGAAAAACAAAAAUGAUUUGAGAUCCGACAAAAAUUACACUUUCAACGACAAAGUAUUCCAAAGCGAAAUGAACCUAAAAAUCCAAGAAACAGACGACUAUUAUCAAAAAAUGUUAUUCAAAGAAGCCUUACGAACAGGGUUUUUUGAACUUCAAGCAGCCAGAGACAAGUACAGAGAGCUAUGCCUGUUAGAAGGCAUGCACCAAGACCUCAUCCUAAAAUUCAUUGAAAUCCAAGCUCUAAUUUUAUCGCCCAUUUGCCCGCACGUUUCGGAAAAAGUCUGGCAACUGUUGGGUAACGAGUCGAGCAUCCUAAAAGCUCAUUGGCCCACUGUUGGCCCUAUUAACCAAUCAGAGAUUAAAGCGUCCGAAUACUUGAUGGAGUGUGCGCACUCUUUUAGAGUCCAUUUAAAAACCUAUUUGGCCAAUAAGCGUCAAGAAAAACCCAACCGGUGCACCGUAUUUGUUGCUAAAACUUUCCCUACUUGGCAGCAUUGUAUUUUGACAGUGUUGCAAGAAUGUUUUAAGAAAAAUGGUCAAUUGCCUGACAAUAAGACUUUGUCUGGGGAGUUUGCAAAGAAGAGUGAGCUUAAAAAAUAUAUGAAGCGUGUAAUGCCUUUUGUGCAGGCCACAAGGGAGAAAGUCGAUAAGUUGGGACUUAAGGCUUUGUCUUUGACAUUGGAAUUUGAUGAAAGUGAAAUUCUGAAAAGUAAUUCUGUGUAUUUGGCAAAGUCCUUAGAUGUCGAUGAUGUGAUAAUAAAAUUCACAGACGAUCCGGAAGCCAAUGAAAAAAUGAAAGAGUGCUGUCCAGGGGCGCCGUUUGUGUUGUUUUCAACUAAACCAGGGGUUAAAUUGGAAUUUGUCAAUCCUCUGCCAGGCACUGGUUUGUUUUCCAGUCGGAUUUUGAUCAGUGACGGCGACUCAUGGCGGAAAGUUGUGGAAAAGUUGGCCAAAAAUUAUAAACAGAUUAAAAAACCAGAAAAAAUUCAACUUUAUCAUUACGAAGAUCCAACGUUAGGCCCUGUAACAAUGCCAUCGUUUGAGGAACCUUUGAAAGGCAAACAUCUAAUUCCUGAAAAUGCUAUUUUCAAAGUAGAUCUGGAAAAAUCCUCGAUAAAAGUUAGCAGUGCUGACAAAUUGAUAGAGGUAGGCAAACAGGUUAUUUAUUUGUAUUAGAUAAGAAUAAAAUUUUAUCUACAACAUUUUUAUUUGUAUUUUAAAAAUCAAUUUGUAAUCAUAGGAGGCUAUUUUACAGGGUGUCCAAAAUAUCAUGUUAUUGCUAUUUUGGCCAACCUGUUGCUUGGCCAACUAAUGGCGAUUUCGAUUUGAUUGUAUUUUUUUGACAGUUGACAUAUUUUAAAAGUCAAAAAUCGAAAUCGCCAUUAAAUUCCUAAACUUCUAUCUCCUAAGUUCCAUAUCGAUUCGGUUCGUUUUUCAAGUUUUUUUCGAGCACCUGCACAAAAUUUUGUCCCAAAUUUUGCCUGUGGAACACGGCUGUUCCGUUCUACAGACGCACGAGCAAGUCUUGGGGUCCCACAUGUGCAAUCUGAACUUUUCGAUUUUCGUGUAGCAGUGUUUUUCUUCGUUCUGAAACAAGAUACAAAU